Cydia pomonella (codling moth) is the source of this 1766-nucleotide messenger RNA. RefSeq lists its product as uncharacterized. NCBI's taxonomy places the organism in Eukaryota, Metazoa, Arthropoda, Insecta, Lepidoptera, Tortricidae. The record is from RefSeq and is a predicted model, not a curated record. The transcript has 2 exons. Bases 450 to 1766 code for a protein of 438 amino acids.
CAGUAUGUAGGUAGCUACUUUUUAUCCCGUAAUUCCCGCGGGAUCUGUUUCUACGCAGACGAAGUCGCAGGUGGCCUCUAGUUACUCAUAUAUAAGCGGCGGCGUCAGCGUUUCGGCACUUCGCUCCCGUCGUACCUACUCCGUGUCCGGCGCUCCCCCGCGCGUCUCUUCAGGCCCCGACUGGACUCGCGCGAUAGCACAAGCGAGCGAACAGUUCGAAUGAAUUAGUUGUACACGGAUAACGUUAUCUCGCGCUUAGUUGAAUUAUAUUAUUAGUUUUUCAAUGUGAAAGUUUCAAGGUAUACAUAUAUAGAUUUUAGGCUGAGAGUUUAGUAGUAGAAUAUUUGUAUCGUAUGUUUGAGUAAUUUUGAAUAAUCUUAAGUCAAAGCGUACCUACUAGACUAGACUAACACUAUCUUAACCUACUUGCAGGUUUAUGAACAAACACGAUGCCAUUCAAAGUGAUUCAAACUAUGGAACGAGGCUGUCUGCGAUUGACGACUGUCCCAGAGCAGUGGGAAAAAAAUGGUACUUUGUUCUGGCCCAAAACUAACGCGGAAAAACUUAGAAGGCGCGAGAAUUGUUAUCCAGAUCCUACUUGGAGAACUUUUAAUUGUGUUUUGAAAAGAAGCCAUUUACCAACAUUUAAAGACGCAGAAAAUCAAAUAGAUGCAAUGAGUGAUAGGUCCGAUACCGAGACGGAGAAUGAGUAUCGGAACAAUUCGCUAUCUGUAACCACCCAAAGAGAACCGUUGGCUCAUUCUUUUAAUAAAAUGGCGCAGGAGUUGGUAGAGAAUGAUCAAGAAAAUAUUGCUGCUGCUAUGCUAGAAAAGGAAAACAUACCACCGGGUGAAAACUAUGAUGCUGCCGUUAAUAUUGUUCAAACUCUGGAACCAAACUCUUUACCAGAAACAAUUGACCUAGGCUGUGAAAACACAGACAACCAAAGUCAAAACAUUUUGAUAUUAAAUCAAGAUGUACCACUACAGCAAAUUCAAGAGGAUAUACAGGCUCUUAAACAUGAUCUCAAAACAAUUCUUACUAAUCAAAAUGCUUUGUUUGAACUUCAAAACAAAUUACUUUUAAAACAUUCAGAAUUUCAGACCCAAUUCGAGGAAUACAUAAAGCUGUCUUCUAAGCUACCAGCUCAGGAUCGGGAUGAUGGUAUAAAUACCAUAAAAACUUCAAAUGAUUUUGAUGACUUUGAAAGAAACCUGUUAGAUGCAGUAUUUAAAGAAGAUCAUAAAAAAAAAUUACGUGGGUUAUGUAGCAGAGGAUCUGGAAAGGGUACUUCAAAUGCAUACUACCUCAUUGAUCAUUUAUUUGACAGAGAGUUUUUGAAAAGUUGUACAUGGACUGGUUCAUCAAAGAAAGACCCGGUAAAGAUUUGUUUCAAAGCCCGAGAAAGAACAAUUAAUUUUUUCCAUGAUAUUGUGAAGGAAUCAGACGAAACAUUCAGCAAAGCAGAUUGCGAAAAUUUUUUCAAAAUUAUACUCAAAAAUGCUCACCAGCGCUGUGAGAGCAAUAAGAGAGCAUCUUCAGCAAGACAACGUACUAAGGGGAAAAAAACUAAAAAUGAUACUGCUACAACAUCUUCUGUGUGCGCUAUAGAACAGCCAGCUCAAGAAGAUAAUGUUCGUCCUCCACCCGAACCUUUGCUAGAUCAGCCAGUUCCAGCAAUACCUGAAUCCUCAGAACAAAAUCAACUUGAGAAUGUAGAGGUGAUAAACCUGCCCAGUGCUGCUGCUGUGCUGCCGGAAAAUUAA